AAAAAAAAGCACUGGUCUCUUCAGGCUUGUAUAAGAAGGCUUUGCCAGUUGUGACUGUGGCGCCUUCCAAGAUGGCCGAAUUGAGCGCCGAGGCGCCGCUGGCGUACAGUGAAGAGUGGAACGAGUUCAGUGAUUUCCAGCAGGCGGCUGAACUCAACAACGGCAACGACAAUGGAAACAUGACUGGCUGCAGUCCGCCGAGGAACAAAGCUUUGGAUAAUGUCAAGAAGAUGGAGAGCAGCAGCAGCAACAACAUGGCCGAUCACUUCGGCGAAACGAGUAGCUCGCUGUCAAGUUCUCUGGAAGAUCUAGUCAACACGUUCGACGACAAGAUCACCAAGUGUUUUCGGGAUCUGGAUCAAAACGUCGAGAGCCUCGCCCCCGUCCAAAUACGUAACCAAGACGACAUCAUCAACGAGUCUCAGAUGUGGUGGACGUUGACCGGCAAUUACGGGAACAUCCUUCCAAUUGACUGGUCAAAGUCGAUGACCCGACGGUUACAUUUACCUACUCUUCAGCUAUGCGAUAGACAGAAACCCAGUCAAGAAGUGGAUACGCUGUCGGACGAGGACGAAGCCGUCGCAUCCGAUCUGGACUUGCACGCGUUGAUCGUGGCACAGAACCCGCCCGACUUGGAAAUCGAACCGCUUCAGUCAGCCGAGGAAGUCAUCAAGGAAAUUGACGAUCUAAUGCAGGAUCCUUCAUCGCCGGAUAUGAGUGAGAACAUGCACCAAAGCCCCGACACGCCCGAGUGCGCCAUGCCCUACCGAUUGUCGAGUGCCAUCCAUCAAGAGAAGUUGGAAACGUGGUCCGUUGGCCAAUUGAACGAGCUCCUUUCUGAGCUGGAAUGGCGCGUUCAACAUCACUCAGAAACUUUAAUUGCCGAGCUGGCGCUCCGCGAUGAGUUGGAAUAUGAAAAGGAAUUGAAGAACACGUUCAUCUCGCUGCUACUGAACGUGCAAAACAAGCGUCGCCAAAUGACUGCCAACCAGAAGAAGCCGACGACCAAUGCGACGACGCCGACUGGCAAGAACGGCAAUAAAAUGGGCAGCGGGUUCAGCCAGUCCGACUGCAAGUACAUCACGACAGUCAUUCCCUAUCACCCUGGAAACGGACCUCCAAGCAACCCAACCGUGCAGGUCCUCAUCAAAAUUCUCCGAGCCAUUGUUGAGGAUAGUCCGACCGUUCCGACAUUACUUACGGAUUACAUUUUGAAAGUAUUGUGUCCGACGUAGCUGUUCGGUCGUGGAGCCGCUAGUUUUGGUAUUAUUUUUUUUUUUUUUGUUUCAAUAUUCUCUUAUUUCCAAGUUUCCUUCCUUCCGUCAGUAAUGACAUCCUCGAGAAUCUUACGCAAUCUCAUUGCAGCUAGCGGGCGCACCUAACGUCCGUCCUACGCGCACCAUCCCUUACAAUACUUUUUAAACAAGAAAGAAAAGAAUUCUUUUCUUGGCAAACGAUAUAUCGGCCUGAAAGGAAUUUCUUUCUUGAAUUUGUAGUCGAAAUCGGAACAAAAAAAAUUAUCUGACUAUUUCCUCUUUCUUUCUGUAUGAAAUAAGCCUUCAUAUGUUAUUAUUUUGGCAGUCUCUAUCGCGAGAGUGUUCAAACUUUGCCUAAUGUGUUUAUAGAUUUGACUUCGCUUAGGCUUUAGCAUUUUUUCUUUUUUACGAUUAUUUAUAUACCUUGCGUGAUUUUCUUUUCUCCAUCCCGACGAAAAUGCAGAAAGUUCUAAAAAAAAAAAGAAUACAGCUGAAUGACGGGGCAGGGAUUAUUAUCAUUUCAUCGGUGAUUAGGCCUCUUUGAUAUUCCUCCCUUCUACGAAUGAGAACGAGAUUGAAUAACGAGCUUUGAAUAUGCUCGUCUAGUCAAAACAUUUGAUCCUAGUUGGACGUCCAAUUUCUUUUGAUAAGCGACGUCAUCCCACCUUUGUCGACAGCGAGCGCCUCCCUUUUUUUUAAAUAUAUUUUUUCAGGACAAGAACUAAAAAAUAAAACGAAACGAAGAAAAAAAAAAGUAACUACGUAGAUCUCAAAACCAAUUCUUUCCUCGUUCACUCUUCUCCUCCCUGCUGCACUUGACAAUGACUAAUAAAAAUUACAAAGCAAAACAGAAAUGAAAGACGAUACAAAGAUUUGCUACUUUAGACAUCAGGUUGAUAUGAUGACACUCUCUGUUCUGCUCUUGUGGCUUUUUUGCGUUCACUUCUUUCGGUUCUUCUUCUUUGUAUACUAUUUCGUGACGUGUGUGUUGUGUGCCGCCACUUAUGGACGUUAAAAAACUAAUGCGCAAUACAUUACAAUGCUCCCAA
Molecule: messenger RNA, 2305 nt
Organism: Daphnia carinata
Lineage: Eukaryota; Metazoa; Arthropoda; Branchiopoda; Diplostraca; Daphniidae
Gene: Unc-76
Product: fasciculation and elongation protein zeta-2-like
Exons: 8
Coding region: 72-1235 (387 amino acids)
Cellular component (GO): axon; cytoplasm
Source: RefSeq, a predicted model, not a curated record